Molecule: messenger RNA, 777 nt
Organism: Aphanomyces astaci
Lineage: Eukaryota; Oomycota; Saprolegniomycetes; Saprolegniales; Verrucalvaceae
Exons: 1
Coding region: 1-777 (258 amino acids)
Biological process (GO): proteolysis
Molecular function (GO): serine-type endopeptidase activity
Source: RefSeq, a predicted model, not a curated record
AUGGCCAAGUUCAUCGCCCUUGCCGCCGUCGGUGCCUCCGCGGCCGCCCAACACGAAAUCGUCAACGGUACCGAAGUGCCAGUCGGCAAGUACACGUACGUGACGGGCCUUCGUAAGACGGACAUCAGUUCGUCCAGCUGCGGCGCGUCGCUGAUCGCCCCCAAGGUGGUGCUCACCGCUGCCCACUGCGCCGGCUCGUGGGCCACGUACGCGUCCAUCGGGUCGCAUUACUUGUCUGGCAACAAGGACGGCGAGCGCAUCAAGAUCGUCAAGCAGACCACGCACCCCAAGUUCAACGCAGACACGAUGGACUAUGACUUUGCCAUCUUUGAGUUGGAAACCGCGUCGGCCAUCGCCCCCGUCAAGCUCAACUGGGUCGAAGACGCCGCGUCCGCCCCAGGCAUUGUGUCGUGGGUGCGUGGCUUCGGCACCACCAAAUCCGGUGGGUCGCAAUCCCCCGUGCUCCUUGAGGCAGACGUCAAGAUCUGGUCCAACGCUGACUGCCAAAAGGCGCUCGGGUCGUACGGCGACAUCCUCCCGUCGCAGUUGUGCGCUGGCGGGGCAGAUAAGGACACGUGCCAAGGUGACUCUGGCGGACCGUUGACCAUCACUCGCAACGGCGUCGAAUAUGUGGCCGGUCUGACCAGCUGGGGCAUUGGCUGCGCCGACCCCGGCCUCCCUGGUGUGUACUCGCGCGUGUCGUUGGCCCGCAAGUUCAUUGAAUCGUUCUUGCCCACGGACCCCGUGACCCCCACCAUCACCAAGCCUGGCUGCUAA